Drepanopeziza brunnea f. sp. 'multigermtubi' MB_m1 is the source of this 1365-nucleotide messenger RNA. RefSeq lists its product as uncharacterized. Lineage: Eukaryota; Fungi; Ascomycota; Leotiomycetes; Helotiales; Drepanopezizaceae. The record is from RefSeq and is a predicted model, not a curated record.
AUGUCGUCUCGAACCCCAACUCAAGCCGAUCUUCAACACUUCAUAGGGCAAGUCAGCCCACCAUCCUUUGCACCUUUCCCUCGCCUACCUGCCGAGCUUCGCCUGGCAAUAUGGCAGCGCGUUCAGCACGAUCCUCGAAUCAUCAGAAUCAAUAUCGAGCGUAUCAUAGACGGACUCACAACCUACGACCGCUUUGGACGAGCCAGUCGUCCCUACACCUACAAGCUCAAGUCGUGUUCGACUGCUCCCGCUAUGUUUCACGUCAACACCGAGGCUCGAAAUGCCGCAAUAAACAUGCAUGGCUAUUCCAAGGCUCUGGAGAGUCGACUUGGCGGCAAGUAUGUGUGGAUCAACUGGACCCGCGAUGCUAUUUACAUUUCGACGCCCGAGAUUCUGCAAGCCUUCUGCUCUUCGCUGGGUGGAGCCCUCACCCCGAACGUGCGUGAAGACCUGCACGUAGGACCUUAUCUCGCAGAAAUUGAAGAAACGCCAGGCCGUCUUAGCUCGAUAGUCAAUAAACUUUGUCCGAAUCGCCGACCUUUCAAUGCACUUCCUCACAACAAAGCCACAAUGAAGAGCCCCAGAAUCCAACCUGCCUACCCAUGGGCUUUAAAGUUGAAGGCUGCAAAGGUGACCAAGAAUUCGGCGCCCCUCCUCGAUAAGUUCACCUUGUUCCCAAAGCUGUAUCCUGAGCUCCAGAUGAUGGUUUGGAAGUUUGGACUUGGACUGAGCCGUUACGUCAACAUUACUGAGAAAUAUGGUGAUGUGGAGCAACAUGGUCUCCAGGCUGACGCACAACCCCCCGUGCUCUUGCAGGUUUGCUCCGAUUCGCGUCGAUUGGCUUUGCGGCACUACGAGCUUUGCUUUGAGACUCAAAUUCCCGCUAGCUUUAUCCUCUUCAACUGGGAGGUUGAUGUUCUCGUGUUCGCAAGCCCAGCAACCCUCGGGGAGUUCUUCAAGACCGAUGUGACAAUCUCUACCAGCCGCGAAGAUGCGUUGUUGAGCACCCACGGAGAGGUCUUCGACAAUCUGCGCCAUCUGAUCAUUGGAGAGAAGUGGUGUGCUGUUGAAUUCAUCCCCCUGUACCCUCUCUUCGAGUCGCUGGAGUCCGUUUCCUUUGAUCCAGAGAUUUUUCGCUCGAUGUCGUCCGGGUAUUGCGACUUUGAGGGAAUGUACAACCACUUCAAAUGCCGGGAGUGCUUUGAAGAGGACACUAAUGAGAUGCUCUCCAAGUCUGAGAUUAUUACUUUGGAGAAGGGCGAAUUGGAUCGAUUGAUUGAAAGCUCGAAGUACAACACUGCGGGCCUGCUGAAGACCAUCCGUCCACCAAUUUCGAGACACCGCAUAUCCUUUUGGGGCCUAUGA